Messenger RNA from Sesamum indicum (sesame), 1270 nucleotides. Its product is annotated as RING/U-box superfamily protein. Gene Ontology annotation, molecular function: ubiquitin protein ligase activity. The record is from RefSeq and is a predicted model, not a curated record. NCBI's taxonomy places the organism in Eukaryota, Viridiplantae, Streptophyta, Magnoliopsida, Lamiales, Pedaliaceae. Gene Ontology annotation, cellular component: nucleus. Gene Ontology annotation, biological process: ubiquitin-dependent protein catabolic process.
AAGUGCUUACAUUUACGCAAUUCCGUAGGUGUAAAAAUAUCUUUAGUUAAGUCCUAUAAAAUCAAACAACAAAACGGCGAAAUUUAAAGGAAAGAGGCAUAAGUAGUAGUUGUCCACUUUCCUUUCUGAGUUCUAUCCAUUCUCCGCAUAUCCUCGAAGGAUCCAUAUCCACCGUUGUGAAUUAGAGUUGUAUGACGAGCGCUUCGGAGCUAUUCUACAAUCGGAGGUCGCGGUACGGUCGAAAUUCGGAUACCUUUGGUGUCGGCUCGGAUUGGGGUUCUCCUCCGCCUGUCUAUCGGGCUAAUCGCCGCCACCGCCACUACAACAGCGCCGGCGGAAAUCACACUCGCCGCGAUCGACUCGAUCCUGACGGCUGCGAUCCGUUGCGCCGAGCUCUUCAUAAUCCCAGGCAGCCCCUACCCCAUCGCCCUUCUCAUCCAGCUCAAGAACGUGAAUUAAUUCGGCUUGAAGAAGGUGGUCACCAAUUUUCCUCAGGAAAUGGAAGCCACUCUGGAAAUCAUGUUAAUACACGAGAUAGGCUGAGAUACAGUGGGAAUGACAGGCCCACUGACAGGCUUCCUGGAGCUGUGCUGCUUGCAAGAGAAAGACUUUUGCAAAGGUUGAGAGGUGUAACUCUUUCUAGUAGCAGGCGGAGCAACAGGAGUUCAUCAAGCAGCCAUCGUAAUGACAUUGCAAUAGCUGAUGACUUCAGGCUUGUUGAUGCUGGAGAUUGGGAAACAGAAAUAUCGAGAGAAUGGCUUGCAGCAAUGGACCCCUUAACCAAUUCUGUUGGCCAACAAAUGAGCAAGAGACCUCCAGGGCUUACUCAAGAGGCACUGAGCUGUUUGCCUGUUGAGUUUUUCUGUCCCCCAGAGGAAAGUGAUGAACAUGGCAUGUCAAGGGCAUUAAGGGAGUGCAGCAUAUGCCUGGAGAGUUUCUUGGAGGGAGACGAGCUAAUACGGCUACCAUGUGGACAUAGGUAUCAUUUUUGCUGCUUGGAUCCCUGGGUACGGACUUGUGGGGACUGUCCGUAUUGUCGCAGGAGUAUAGAUGCAACUCUAAAUGGUGUAGAAGGGAAUUUAGAAUGUUGAGCUGUUUGAAGGUCCUUUCUCAUGCUAAAUCAGUUUUGCUGACUUUUCUAGUGCGCAUUGAGAAAUUGGAGUUGUAAUGUGUUGUUUUAAUUCUGACGACACUGAAGAGAAACUAAAACUACAAGAUUGUAAAUUAGCUUGAGUUGUUCAGUGAUGAAAAGUUUGACUUGACAGCAUUA